AUGGCGGAAGUGGACACGCUACACACCAAAAGACAGGAGCCAGAGUCAUUUGCGAGGCAAGAUCGGAUUGUGGAUGCUGAAGGGGAUGUGCAGAAGUACGAGACACAUAAGCUUGUGCAAGAGGCUACCCGUUACGGCCUGAGUGUGCAGAGUACAAAAGAUGCGGCAUACUUCUCGAAUACGGCGCUACAGAUUGUGGCAGGGCUCUUUCCUGAACGGAAGCGAGAGACGUGGCCGGAAUGCGAGAAGUGGAUAUACAUGGAACCAGUUGAUGCAAGGGCAUUCGAGCUGCGAAAGCAGGUACUCGGCGACAAGGAUCCCGAUACGAUUCGGAGCAUGGCAGAACUUGCAACCACAUACCAUGAACAGGGCCGAUAUAAGAAGGCUGAGGCAAUGACGGUUAAGGCCUUGGAGCUGCGACAUCAGGUACUCGGCGACACGCAUCCCGAUACGAUUCGGAGUGCGGCAGACCUUGCGGCCAUAGGGCCGGAACGAAGAGGCUGA
This is a messenger RNA of Penicillium samsonianum, 504 nucleotides long. RefSeq lists its product as uncharacterized. Gene Ontology annotation, molecular function: kinesin binding. The record is from RefSeq and is a predicted model, not a curated record. Gene Ontology annotation, biological process: microtubule-based movement. NCBI's taxonomy places the organism in Eukaryota, Fungi, Ascomycota, Eurotiomycetes, Eurotiales, Aspergillaceae. The coding region runs from base 1 to 504 and encodes 167 amino acids. The transcript is spliced from 3 exons. Gene Ontology annotation, cellular component: cytoplasm; kinesin complex; membrane-bounded organelle.